CUUGUUUCCAACCAGCCAUCGGUGCAGACGCACGGCUGUCCUGCAGCUCCUUCAGCGCGCAGACAACCCCCCAGAAAGGAUGUCCGGGAUUACGGGGAAUCUGGAUUGCGACGACUGCAUUUUCCCUGUCCACGUGGCCAACAGCACGGAGCAGCACGCGCACUCUACCAUGGAUGCGGACGACGAACUUCUGAGAUACAUCUGGACGGAGUAYUUACACCCCAAGGAGUACGAGUGGGUUUUAAUCGUGGCUUAUAUCAUCGUGUUCUUCGUCUCUCUCAUCGGAAACUCGCUUGUUUGCUUCGCAGUGUGGAAGAAUCGACACAUGCGCACCGUGACCAACUACUUCAUUGUGAACCUUUCUUUCGCGGAUGUGAUGGUCACCAUCAUCUGCCUGCCCGCCAGCCUUGUGGUCGACAUCACAGAGACGUGGUUCUUUGGGAACACUCUUUGCAAAGUUGUCCCUUACCUCCAGACCAUCUCUGUGUCUGUAUCAGUGCUAACGCUAAGCUGCAUUGCCCAGGAUCGUUGGUAUGCGAUCUGUCACCCACUAAUGUUCAAGAGCACAGCCAAGAGGGCCCGCAAAAGCAUCGUUGCCAUCUGGGUGGUGUCGUGCAUCAUCAUGAUCCCUCAGGCCGUUGUGAUGGAGUGCAGCAGCCUGCUGCCUGAACUUACAAACAAGACCAGCCUGUUCACCGUGUGCGACGAACACUGGGGAGCUGAGAUCUACCCAAAAGUGUACCACAUUGGUUUCUUCAUCGUUACGUACGUUGCUCCGUUAUGUCUCAUGGUCCUGGCAUACAUCCAGAUAUGCCACAAGCUGUGGUGUCAACAGAUUCCUGGAAGCACAUCAGUGAUUCAGAGGAAGUGGAGGACUCUCCGGUGCUCGGCUCAGACGGCAGGAUCGGGGGAACCCGUGCGGGUCAGGACCGGCACGGUUUGCGCUGAGAUCAAACAAGUGCGAGCCAGACGUAAAACAGCUCGCAUGCUGAUGGUGGUGCUCUUUGUGUUUGCUCUGUGCUACCUGCCGAUCAGCGUGCUCAACAUCAUGAAAAGAGUCUUUGGGACAUUCAAGAACACAAAUGACAGAGAAACAGUGUACGCAUGGUUCACCUUCUCACACUGGCUCAUAUAUGCCAACAGUGCAGCAAAUCCCAUCAUUUAUAAUUUCCUGAGUGGAAAAUUUCGUGAAGAGUUCAAAUCAGCCUUUUCUUGCAGCUGCUGUGGUCAACGACAAAACCAACAAAAUCGGAUGAGGGCCCGAGCGAACACGGACAGCAGGAAGUCCCUGUCGACCCAGGUGAAUAAUGUGGACAACCUGUCGCGGUUAUCUGAUCAGAUCGUGUAAUCGUUCAAUCAAGGGUCAAAGGGCACCGACGUCUUUUAGGAAGAAUUACGGAAUACAUCGUUUACAAAYAGACUUUUCAAGAUAAGACAAAAAACCUUUUUUUGUUUAAUUUUCAAGCCCACCAAAAAAAAUGUAAACUUUUACUGUAUAGUCUCACAUUUCAAUCUCAUGUAAAUGGAUUCUAAUGACACCUAAUAAAAGCUUGGUGUUUAAUGAUAUGUAUUUUACUCUUCUAUUGUAUGACAAACUAUUUUGAUUGUAUAUUUUUCACAGCAUCAAAAAAAAAAUGCCUUUUUUCACACACUUGUCACAAAYAGUCUGUGUAAUUGCUCUUUAACCUGUGAAAAAGUGCUGUAAAAGUAUAAAAGUUGCUUUUUCCACUCAAARAGAUGGAACAUCUCAUGUAAAGUGGACAUGUUAGCUUUAUUCUGUUCCAUCAUGCUGGAAGUUACAAAAAAAAUUAAAGGUCAUGAUGUGUUGUUAUAUAGAUUUUUAAAAUGAUUUUAUAUUGGAGAAAGCAAGAAAUUGCAUUCUGCAAUAAAAAAGCUGAUUUUAUAUGCUAGAACAAAAAAAUUUUAUUAAAGAAACUUAAUAAAAACUAAAGUCUGUGAAAAGACAAAGGUACAAAGAAACUGUGACGUGUAGGUGGAACUGGCAAGUCAAGGUUUUUCUAUUUAUACCAAAUAUUUUAAAACUGAAGAUUCAGGGAAAGUGAAUGGGCAUAAAAAUAAGACAUUCUGAAGGUUCAAAAUAUAUAUGUGAAAAGUUUCUGUAUUCUAAAAUCAUCUUGCACUGUUGUCCGUUUAUUUUAAAUUUAUGUUUACAGUAAAUGUCAAACUUUUAAAUUGAUUUUUCUCUACACAAAAGCUGUUCAUGAAAAUGUGAAUUAUCAGGACAUAAAAGCACUUUUGAAUGUAAGUCUUUUUAUGGGACAUUAAAUGUACUUAUYGCAAAGUCAAAGAUUGGACAAAAAAUAUAAUCUUAAGAGUAUUAAAC
Austrofundulus limnaeus is the source of this 2344-nucleotide messenger RNA. It is a transcript of the gene hcrtr2, whose product is annotated as hypocretin (orexin) receptor 2. The record is from RefSeq and is a predicted model, not a curated record. Gene Ontology annotation, cellular component: plasma membrane. The transcript has 7 exons. Gene Ontology annotation, molecular function: orexin receptor activity. NCBI's taxonomy places the organism in Eukaryota, Metazoa, Chordata, Actinopteri, Cyprinodontiformes, Rivulidae. Gene Ontology annotation, biological process: circadian sleep/wake cycle process; feeding behavior; G protein-coupled receptor signaling pathway. Bases 80 to 1348 code for a protein of 422 amino acids.